AUGGCUUUUGCAGGUAAGGUUGUUGUACUAGGUGGUGACUUUCGACAUAUUCUUCCAGUCAUACCGAUGGGAUCACGUCAAGAUAUUGUUCAAGCUUCCAUUAAUUCAUCUUACCUCUGGGAUCACUGCUCAGUCUUGAAUUUAACAAGGAAUAUGCGUUUAGCAUCUUCUGAUAUUUCCGAAGACAAUAGUGAGGUUAACGAAUUUGCCAAGUGGCUUAUCCAGAUUGGUGAUGGAUUCGCCGGUGAUUCUACAGAUGGUGAGUCAGAAGUUUUGAUUCUAGAUGACAUGCUCAUAAAUGAUACUGAAGAUGGUUUUGGAGAGUUGGUACAUUUUGUCUAUCCAAAUAUUGUUUCUAACUUGAACCACACUGAUUACUUCAAGGAACGUUCGAUUCUUGCUCCCACAUUAGAAGUUGUGAAUGAGGUGAACAACAGUAUUAUGAGUCGACUACCUGGAGAACAGAAAGUUUAUCUUAGUUCUGAUUCUCUAUGUGUUGAAGAAGGUAAUAUGGAGUCUGAGUUAGACACAUUUUCACCUGAUGUUUUGAAUGCGAUUAAUUGUUCAGGUUUACCUCCACACCAAAUAUGCUUGAAGGAAGGUGUACCAGUUAUGUUGCUUCGGAACAUUGAUCAGUCUAAUGGGUUGUGCAAUGGCACGAGAAUGCAGGUUCAUUGUUUAGGUAAUCAUGUAAUUGAGUGCAUUAUAUUGACGGGGGACCAGACAGGCCGAGUUGUGCUCAUUCCACGCAUGGACAUGAUACCAAAUAAUGACACACUCCCUUUUAGGUUCAGAAGGAGGCAAUUCCCUUUGAUUGUUUCAUUUGCAAUGACUAUAAAUAAGGCGCAGGGACAGACUUUGGGUGUUGUUGGGCUAUUUUUGUCGAAACCCGUUUUUACACAUGGACAACUGUAUGUUGCACUCUCUCGAGUAAAAUCAAAGAAAUGCCUUAGAGUGCUGAUUCAGAAUAAUGGUACCAUGCCCAAGGGUAGUACAAUAAAUGUAGUAUUCAGGGAAAUUUUUAACAAUAUUUUUUGA
Molecule: messenger RNA, 1038 nt
Organism: Arachis ipaensis
Lineage: Eukaryota; Viridiplantae; Streptophyta; Magnoliopsida; Fabales; Fabaceae
Source: RefSeq, a predicted model, not a curated record